CCAAGCAUUGUCCAUCUCGCCAACGUCGCGUCUCAAUCCGCUCGCCACUUCAUUGCCACUUAUAUACACCACGAUGCCUCUGCCCAUAGUCCAGACCUACGAUACCUGGGGCGCCUCCGGGAGCGCGACCAUUGCGCUCGACUCCAAAACGGCCACCUCGCAGCCCGUCGCCACGCGCAUCGCCGGCCGGCCCACGAAGAAGGUGUCCUACCACCACAACCCGCUCGCCGAGAACCACCACUUCGGCUCAUCCCACCCGAUGAAGCCAUGGCGGCUCACGCUCACGAACCAACUCGUGCUCGGCUACGGGCUACAGAACCACAUGGACUGCUACGCGACGCGGCCCGCCACGCCGGAGGAGCUGGGCGACUUCCACACGCACGACUAUCUCGACUUUCUGCGGCGCGUCACGCCGGAGAACGCCGACGCGUUCGCGCUGCAACUGCCAAAAUUCAACUUCGGCGAGGACUGUCCGAUCUUCUCGGGCAUCUGGGAUUUCUGUACGUUAUACUCGGGCGCCAGUCUGGACGCGGCGAAGAAGUUGCUUAACGGCCAGAGUGACAUCGCCAUCAACUGGAGUGGCGGCCUGCACCACGCUAAGAAGAGCGAGGCCUCCGGGUUCUGCUACAUCAACGACAUCGUCCUGGCGAUCCUGCAGCUCCUGCGGCAUCAUCCCCGCGUCCUCUACAUCGAUAUCGACGUACACCACGGCGACGGCGUGGAACAGGCCUUCUUCAGCACCGACCGCGUCAUGACCCUGAGCUUCCACAAGUACGACAAGGACAACUUCUUCCCCGGCACGGGAAACUGGGACGACAUCGGCGGGGGCGCGGGGAAGCACUACUCGCUCAACGUCCCGCUCCGCGACGGCAUCGACGACGAGAACUACCUGCGCCUAUUCAAAUCCAUCGUGGAGCCAGUGAUGCAAUCCUACCGGCCGGCAUCGAUCGUGCUGCAGUGCGGCGCGGACUCCCUCGGCGCCGACCGCCUCGGCUGCUUCAACCUGAACAUUAGCGCGCACGGCGCCUGCGUCGAGUUCGUCAAGUCCUUCGGGCUGCCGCUGCUGCUCGUCGGCGGCGGCGGCUACACCCCCCGCAACGUCAGCCGUCUCUGGUGCUACGAGACGUCAAUUGCCACCGACACCGAGGUGGGCACAGAGCUCCCCACGCAGCUCGGACACCCCUUCCGCGAGUACUUCGCGCCGGAAUAUGUGCUCCACCCCCGCCUCGGCACCGACGGCCGCUACGAGAAUAAGAACAGCAGGAAGUAUCUCGAGACGGUGCGCCAGAGGAUCAUGGAGCAGCUGAGGUAUCUCGGUGGCGCGCCGGGUGUGCAGAUGCAGGAGAUCCCGCCGGAUAUUCUGGGCGGUCAUAGUGACUUUGAGAACGCCAUCAAGGACGAGAUGCGCGCGUAGGCGACGGUUUCAUUUUUAGUGAGCGAGCGGGGGUUUUGGAGUUUUUGGAUAUUGAUUUUUUUGCUUGCACAUUUCGUGGUUUCUUUAGUGUGUACUCGCUGUCUCGUGUCUUCCGGAUCCAGGAUAGCAAGGUUUUUGCUGGCUCUCGAGAUGUGCGCAAUGUAAUCGAAACAGAAUUUUCUGAUUGGUCG
Molecule: messenger RNA, 1605 nt
Organism: Tricharina praecox
Lineage: Eukaryota; Fungi; Ascomycota; Pezizomycetes; Pezizales; Pyronemataceae
Exons: 1
Coding region: 74-1414 (446 amino acids)
Molecular function (GO): histone deacetylase activity
Source: RefSeq, a predicted model, not a curated record